Molecule: messenger RNA, 3582 nt
Organism: Cydia pomonella (codling moth)
Lineage: Eukaryota; Metazoa; Arthropoda; Insecta; Lepidoptera; Tortricidae
Gene: Paip1
Product: polyadenylate-binding protein-interacting protein 1
Exons: 8
Coding region: 206-1411 (401 amino acids)
Biological process (GO): regulation of translational initiation
Molecular function (GO): RNA binding; protein binding; translation activator activity
Source: RefSeq, a predicted model, not a curated record
AUAUCUUCCGUCCCGCUCGCACAAAUAACAUGGAGGAUCGCUGUAGAAACUGACUUGAGCGUAUUUGUCUUUGUUUACGUGUUGAAUUAAUGAAAGCAGAAAACUGUGGAUAUAACAAGUGCACAAAAAAACAUCCUUCUUUGGGUUAUGAGAUUUUUACAAAGACAUUCUUACAGAAUUACUGCGGAAGACUAAAAUUAGUGAAAUGAAUAACGGAGACAUCGGGGGGUCUAGAGGCAGAGGCCGCGGUUGGCAGCAGCCAGAAAACCAACCGCGAGAGCUUCGGCGCCCGAAGAACGUCGUCGAGGAUGCUAAAGUGGAAGCACCCAAGUCGAACCUGUCUGCGGAGGCGAAGGAAUGGUACCCACCAAACUACACCCCGCAGACAUAUGCUGCCGACCCAGCCCCCUAUAGACCCCAGAGGUUCUCUGUGCAGAAUCGCCUGCGGCAGGUUCAGGACCAGAACCCGUACAACUUCGACACCAUGUCCUACUCGCUUGAGGAGGCUGACAACAUGGACUUGAGGGAGAACAUCGGCAACCUGAUAACAGUGAUGUGCGAGAUAACCUUCGACCCGGGCAAGUUCGACACCCUGUGCGGGCCGUUGGUUGACUCGUUCGCCUCCAUGCUGCACGAGCGGAGUUACACGAGGGCGCUCAUCGACGCCAUCGUCAACCAGUCGAUCGGCGAGCCCAACUUCCGCUACAACGGCGCUCGUCUCUGCUCCAUGUACGACUCGCUCGCCCCGCCGGAGGAGUCCACCUUCCGGGCCUGUCUGCUCGAGCGCUGCUCCGCCGAGGAGAACAAGAUCAUCACCGGCCUCGAGGGCUCGGAGGAGAACGUGCGCGGCUUCGCCAUGUUCCUGGCCGAGAUCUACACCCAGCUAGAAGACAGCCAGGGCGGGCGGAUCCGGUCGCUCGGCGAGAGCCUGUGCAAGGUGCUCCUGCACCUCCUCGACACCGACAACGAGCCCAACAUCAAGUCCGUGUGCCAGCUUCUCAAGCUUUCAGGCAUCGCCCUGGACGCGGACUGCCCGGGCGGCAUGCACGCCAUGUUCGAGCGGCUCAAGCGGCGCGCCGCGCUGCCCGCCGUGCGCGCCGUGCUGGCGCUGCGCCAGGGCCGCUGGGGGCUCGCCGAGCCCCAGAGGGGUCGUUUAGGUACAGUGACGAACGGCGAGCCGCCGGGCGCGGGCGACGGCGCGGGCGCGGGCGGCGGCUUCCUGGCCGACGGGCACUCGCUCACGGCCGAGGAGUGCGCCUUCCUGCAGAGCAACCUGCCGCCCAAGGCCGCCGCCUUGGAGGAGGACAUCCUCGAGGAACUGGAGAACGACGCCUGGGACACAGGCAUGGAUGCCGAGAUGCAAGCCGGCUUCCUCGAGUUCCUCAAGAUAUCCAACCAGAUCAACCGAUAACCUAGGUCUAGGUGUGCGAGCUAAAAAAAAUAUAAAACACAAAACUAUAAAAAGAUUUAUCCCUAGAGCGACCAAGUUUGUAAUCACUCUAGAAGUUGGGAAGGAUUUUUCAAUGUUUUGCCUUAUUCGGCGAGGCGAAUAUGUUUAGACGCAAUCCCCUCGUGUUGCAGGUGUCCAUGGGCGACGGUAAUCGCUUACCAUCAGGCGAUCUGUCUGCUCGUUUGCCUUCUAUAUCAUAAAAAAGUUUUGUGGUUCAUACAAUAAGGCAAUGAUGUCGAUGUUAUGAACCAGCAUUUUUUUCGCGUUUUCGGCCCCAUAGCCAAUCGUUUCGUAAAAAUCGCAAAAUAAGACAAAAUGUUGACGAAUCCUAGAUAGACUAAUAAACUCGCCUGUGUGUACAGCUUAUUUACUCAACGAAUCGAAACUCGAAACAGAGGGCCUGCCGCGAACUAUGUUCGACGUGCUGCCUCUGUCCCACUUGUAAAUUUGUACGUAGGUGUGACAGGGAGGCAACACGUCGAACGUGAUUGGCGGUAAGCCUUCUGAUUAUGCCUUUAACAGACGGUUUUAAAACCCAAAAUGUCGUAGUCCAAGGCAACUGCACCGACUUGGCAAACGAUAGCGUGAAAGUGACACCAUAAACGUGAAAUCUAGGAAAAUAUUAUAUGAAUAAAAGUUUAUAGUGUAACUUACGGUGGUAUUCCACCUGUUCAAUUUCUUGGUCCAAUGUGUAUUUGCGUCUCAAACUUUACUUAAUGAGAGAGUGAGACGCAAUGCACAUUGGACCAAAAAAUUGGACAGGUGGACACACUGGUCGGUGCAGUGUUAAAGUAAGGACGCUAAGCAUGAAGAAUUUAUCGCACGCGCGUAAUUAUAUUGCUAUCCCGCCCAUGAUGCUGGCCGUCAAUGCCACUGUGCGAGCGGGACAGCAAUAAAUUUAUGCUAGUGCGCUAAAGAUAGGAACAGGCGGGUCAAUGUAUGAAAUUAUUCGUGUUUAGUGUCUUUACUUUAGCUUAAAAGGACUACGUGGAGGGCACUACGUACACUGUAGCUUAAUGUUUUUCGUGAAUAAGUCAUUUUAUGCGCCAUCUAUAUAAGAUUAAAACUUCAGACGUAAUUUGAAAUAAGAAAAGUUUUAUUCCCGCGCCGCUAGAUGGCGCCUUUUAGAGUGGUUAGACAAUUGGACAUUAUUUAAGAGCUUUUUAAUUUUAAACAUCGUGCUUGUUUCUUGAAUAGCAUAAUAGGAUUGUCGAUACAGUACAUUCGUUAUACAUGUUAACGGACUUACUGUGGGAUUUACGUGUAAAUAUAUCUAUUGGAUAUUGAGAAAUUGAUAAUGACAUAAAAUAUCUUUAAUUCACCCGGCGUUUGGUUAUUUCCAAAGAAUUGAUUGUACGAGACGUGUGAAGAGUAAGACAAGUUGUGCUUCGAAUUUGACAGAAGAUGGCGCUUUACGGUUCCGUACGUCGUGUGUAUGGAAGGUAGAGGCAAGGAACUGAAACUCCUUAGGCAGAAUGUUUGCAAAAGUGUCUAGCUGUCUAACUAUAAAUAAUAGUUCCAAAAUCUCUCCAGGGUAGCGCUAGAGUAGCUAAGAACCUAGGCGUUAUUGAGUGAAGUGCGCUGUCUAUGAUUAAAAAUUUUUAUCAAGUAUUCUAGGUAUUGUAGCGCCACCUAUUCAUGGUUUUUUGUCGGACACUUUUUAGUAUAUGGAGAUUUUGUUACUUGCCUCUACCUUCUAUAGUCGUGUGGUAACUCUGGCUGUCAACAGUUGACAUUUGACAAUUCAGUAACAACAUAACAUGGUGGUAUAGGAAUCGACUUCAGCCAUCGCGGGCACGUUAUUAUUCUUAGGGCGUCCGCCAGGCGUACGCGGGCGCACUUCAUGGACGCACGCACGCGGGUGCGUGUGUAGGUAAAAUCCGCGCACGCGUCCGGGCCAAUUAGCCACGCUCAUACUAUUUAUUGUUAACCUGGUCACCCGCUCCGUGCAACCGCGCCAUCUAGCGGACGCCCUUAGAAUUUAAAUCUCUUCUACAAUCAAUAACUUUGGUUUUGUCUAUAUUUAUACGUAAACAUGUGGAAUAUUUGCGAUUAUUAUGAAUUCCUUGGAUUAAAUGUAAACAAUUUUGAAUAUAAUUGUUCUAGAAUAACACUGCGGCACACGCUACGUA